Engraulis encrasicolus (European anchovy) is the source of this 4129-nucleotide messenger RNA. RefSeq names its product sal-like protein 3. The coding region runs from base 1 to 3987 and encodes 1328 amino acids. The record is from RefSeq and is a predicted model, not a curated record. Gene Ontology annotation, molecular function: RNA polymerase II cis-regulatory region sequence-specific DNA binding; DNA-binding transcription factor activity, RNA polymerase II-specific. Lineage: Eukaryota; Metazoa; Chordata; Actinopteri; Clupeiformes; Engraulidae. Gene Ontology annotation, cellular component: nucleus. The transcript is spliced from 10 exons. Gene Ontology annotation, biological process: regulation of transcription by RNA polymerase II.
AUGUCACGCCGGAAACAAAAAAGACCUCAGCAACUCAUUAAUGCGGAUCCCGGGGGCACGCGGAUACUACUGCAAGAUGAGCAGCUGGGAGUGAAAUCCCCAUCGGCCUCCCUGGCGUCCGAUGCGACCUCCUCUCCCCACUCCUCUUCCUCCCCCUCCUCCUCCUCUUCUUCUCCCCCGGCCAUCCAGGACCACCACCCUCCGUUGGCCCCUAGACCGUCUCCCGGGGGCCUGCACGCCCCAUCCCUGCCCAGCGAGAGCUCCUCUCCUCCCCACUGGCUGAACCACCACAUCGCCCCCUACACCACCUCCCUGCCCAACACCCUCUCCUCGCUCUCGCCCGACUUCCCGCACCCGUCCCUGUCCUCCCAGACCCACUCCUCGCCCCCGGGCCACGCCAAGACCAGCCACAGCCACAGCCACAGUCACGGCCACAGCCACCACCCGCUGGCGCGCCAGCCCAGCCACCAACCCCACCCCCACUCCGCCAUGACCUCCCCACAGCUGGGCAUCUCUGCCACCACCACCACCUCCUCCGCCCUGUCUUCCGCCCUCUCCUCCUCCUCUUCCUCCUCCUCUUCUCUGGGAGGGGCGCCUCGUCAUCACGGGAGUGCCAGCCCAGUGCAGCAGCCCACUCCACCCAGCCCCCCCGCGGCAGUACAGAUGCCUCCUACACUGGCGGUGCUACUGGAGGAGCUGAGAGUGCUGCAGCAGAGGCAGAUACACCAGAUGCAGAUCACAGAGGAGAUAUGCAGACAGGUGCUGCGUCUGGGUGGAGGGCUCAAUGCCACCCAAGACGGCGGCUCCGCCCAGGUGCCUGGAAGUGGGGGUCAGAGGUCAAAUGGGGACUCUUCAUCCCCCUCCCCACCUCACAUCGUCUCGGGCACCAGCAUGGCGUCGGCGGUCUCCACGGCUGCGUCUUUACUCUCCAGCAUCCCGUCGCUGCUGCAGUCCACCUCCACUUCCUCUGCGGGCUCCAAGACGAACGGCCAGUCCUCCAGCAAGACGACGCCCAGCGCCCUGACCUCCUCCGCCCUGACCUCCGUCUCCUCGGCCCUCGCCGCCGCUGCUGCCUCCCUGCACCCGCUCUCCCUGUCCCUGGGGCUGCCCACGCGCUUCCUCCCUCAUGACGCCACCAGCGGCAAGUCCCACGGCGCGGCGACCAACCCUUUCAGCCACACCAACGGGUUAACCUCGUCGGUGGCGGCGUCAUCAACGACAUCAUCGUCCUCGGCAGCGGCGGCGACCGCGUCGUCAGGCCGACAGCAGCACGCGUGUCGCUUCUGCGGCAAGGUGCUGAGCAGUGAUUCGUCGCUGCAGAUCCACCUGCGCUCGCACACGGGGGAAAGGCCUUACCAGUGCCCCGUGUGCCUCAGCCGCUUCACCACACGUGGCAACCUCAAGGCCCACUUCCUGCGCCACCGCGAGCAGAACCCCGAGCUCUCGCUCUCCCUGCUGCCGCCCGCCCUCUCCGAGGGAAGCAGCCAAUCGGGCAGCAGCGGAGGAGCCGGAGGGACCAAUGGAACGGGCCCGAGAAGCAGGAAGAGGCGGGCAGAGCAGUCGUCGGAGCAGGAGUCGUUUGGCGUGAAGGGUGCCCUUGGUGUGGUUCCCGACAGCAUGGCCGCCUCUCUGGGCUUCCUGUCUGGCUCGGCGGGCCGCCCCUCCCCCUCCUCUCUCCCGCUGCCCCCCAGUGUGGACCUGGCGCUCCUCUCCACCGCCCACUCCCUGCUGCAGCUCAACCGCACCUCCUCCUCCUCAGCCAACGCCUCCACCACCUCCUCCCCGUCCUCCUCCUCCUCGUCCGCGGGCCCGCUGAAGGGCUCCAAGCAGCAGCGCUUCGAUGAGAACACCCCGCCGCACUCAGCCCUGCUGGCCGCCGCGGCCGCGGCCGGAGGCUCGCCAUACUCACAGCUGGCGCACCUCCCCAAGAUCCUCUUCCCCGGCGGGGCGGCGGGAGCCCACCACCACCCUGGCCUGGCCCUACUGCACCCGUCGUCCCUGGCCUCCCCUCACGGCCAGCUGGCCUUCCCCUUCUCCCCUUACCCCGGCAAGGCCAGCGCCGCCUCCUCCUCCUCCCCCUCCUCCUCCACCUCCCCGUCCUCCUCCUCCACCACCUCCGACACCAGCAAGCUGCAGCGGCUCGCCCAGAAGCUGGAGAAGCAGCCACAAGGAGGAGCUCACAGCUUGUCCUCCAGUGACGCGCCCACUUCCUCCAGCGAUGUCACUUCCUCCUCCUCCGCCUCCUCGGCCUAUCGGAGGGAGAUGAUGGCCGCCCUAGGCCUGAACCCCAACAUCAACCUUGACCUCAGUGGCGGCAGCGGUGGUAUCCAAGCCUCCUCUGUUGCCACGACAACCUCCUCCCCGUCCCUGAUGUCACCAUCGGGGACGGGGACGGGGACGACGGCGCUCUCGGCGAACCAGUGCGGCGUGUGCCUGCGCGUGCUGAGCUGCCCGCAGGCCCUGCGCCUGCACCAGGCCACGCACCUUGGCGAGCGGCCCUUCCCCUGCAAGCAGUGCGGCCGCUCCUUCUCCACCAAGGGCAGCCUGCGGGCGCACGUGGCCGCGCACCACUCCCGCAGCCAGGCCAACGGCGGCGCCGGACGCGCCCAGCAGAACUCCUGCCCGCUCUGCCAGCGCAAGUUCACCAAUGCCCUGGUGCUGCAGCACCACAUACGCCUGCACCUCGGUGGGCAGAUCCCGCCCGACGGGAACGGCACAGAGGAACAGGAGAAGGAGAUGCACGUGGAAGAUGCCGCGGGUGAUGCAGAGAUCGGCUCUCCGCAGGAGGACCACCCCACCAACCUGAGCAUGGGCUCCCAGGAUAAGCCUCUGGAUCUGGGCAGCAGCAGCAGCAACAAGGCCCUUUCUCUGGUGCUCUCGGCUCCAGACAAUGAUGGAUCCGUUCACAGGGAGCCCGUUUCCCUGCUGGCUGACCUGAGCGUGAAAUCCAACUUGGAGCGAGGCGGUGGUGUCUUUGCUGAAGCUGCUGGUCUAGCUGCCUCGGCUGAAACGGAGAAGCAGGACCCCUUGUCCCUGGUGAUGAGUAGGCCUCAGAUGUUGAACGGUCCAUCUGCUGCAGCCUCUGCGCUGUUGAAGAGCGGUGACCUCACCACUGCACCUUACCACUCCACGUCCCACUCACUGAUGAGCUCCCAUUCUCACUCCGUCCAGCAAGACGAUGCAGACGCAGACGCAGACGCAGAUGCAGACGACAUGGCACCCUUGUCUCUGUGCGUGCGAGCAGACCGCUCUGGUUCUGGGGAGUCAGAGAGUGUUGUGUCCUUGUCCCGUGCUAAAAGUCCCGCGCCGACUAUCAGCACUGUCGUCAAGGCUCCCACCGCCACCGUGGUUGUCUCGGAGGCCACGGACACCCCCAGCGCUCUCACACCCCCCUCCAGCCCCGGCUCUGCCAACGAGGGGCCCGCCACCCAGGCAGAACCCGUUGCGGAGACGUGCACUGACGAUGACGCGACCUCCCCGACAACCGCAGAGCCAGCAUCCCAUGCUGUUACCGCAGCACCGCAAAAUGGACUUCAGGCCACUGGAGAAGGAGAGGACGUGGCCAUGGAAGAGGAGAACCGGGAGGAGGAUGAGGAGGAAGAAAAGGAGAUUGAGGAGAAAGAGGAGUUGAAAGAGGAGGAGGAGGACAAAGGAGCAGAGGGCACAGAGGAGGAGACGCAGCCAGUGACCCCCGUGAAGACCUCCAGAGGCGCACGGGCUGAGAAGCCGGUGUACACCUGCAACCAGUGCGGCAAGGAGUACGCCAGCCGCAGCGGACUCAAGGGGCACAUGAAGGUGCAUUCUGGGCCAGUGACCCCUAAGGCCAUCAAGACUGCCAAGGACACUUCGGAGGAGCCAAGUGCAAUCUCAACCAAUAGCGUCGUGGCAGAGGAGGAAGCAGACAAGCCACCAGCCAAUCAAGACAAGAGUUGUGAUACUGACGAGCCAAUGGAAACCUCUGGUGUUGCAGAGGAGGAGGCAGAGUAACGUGAGGAAAUGAACAAAAAUGGAAUGUGACUCUCGAUUUUGCUGGAAAAAAACUCUUCUAGAUUUUCAUUGCUCUUUUUGAGGGAAUGUAUUUUGCUAUUUUUUUUUCUUUUAGAUUAGACCAAGGGCCGUUCUAGUGUGC